Molecule: messenger RNA, 456 nt
Organism: Ilyonectria robusta
Lineage: Eukaryota; Fungi; Ascomycota; Sordariomycetes; Hypocreales; Nectriaceae
Product: prion-inhibition and propagation-domain-containing protein
Exons: 1
Coding region: 23-394 (123 amino acids)
Source: RefSeq, a predicted model, not a curated record
UAAUUCACCUCACACUACCAGCAUGGCUGAAGUCUUCGGCGUUGCGGCCAGCGCUUUGAGCGUUGCGGCCCUGUUCAACAACUGCGUCGACUGCUUCGAGUACAUCAAACUGAACCCCCAUUUCGGUCCAGUCGCCGAACGCUGCCAACUGAAACUCGAUGUCGCCAGGAACCGACUGGGUAGAUGGGGCGAGGCAGCCGCGAUCAAUACGGACCCUCGCUUCCCCACCAAUGCCAGAGAUUCUCGACAAGUCCGAGCGAUCCUAGAAGAGAUCGCACUGCUCUUCCACACUUCACGGGAGUCAUCGAAGCACAACUUCGAUGCGAGGCCAGAUCCGAUGGCGCGCUUUGAAGUUAAGAAUAUGACGCUAGCGUUUUGGAAACCGCACGAUUAGAUGGGGGUUAUUGCUCGCCAGAGGCAAGACCGAACAGGCCUACUGAAUAAGUCUGCGUGGAC